This is a messenger RNA of Cyprinodon tularosa, 829 nucleotides long. RefSeq names its product glycoprotein hormones, alpha polypeptide (gene cga). NCBI's taxonomy places the organism in Eukaryota, Metazoa, Chordata, Actinopteri, Cyprinodontiformes, Cyprinodontidae. Gene Ontology annotation, molecular function: follicle-stimulating hormone activity. Bases 66 to 425 code for a protein of 119 amino acids. The record is from RefSeq and is a predicted model, not a curated record. Gene Ontology annotation, biological process: thyroid hormone generation; positive regulation of steroid biosynthetic process. The transcript is spliced from 4 exons. Gene Ontology annotation, cellular component: follicle-stimulating hormone complex; extracellular region.
AGCAUGAGUCCCCAAUAUAAAGGGGUCUUGUAAAGAGGCACGAUGAAGAGAAAUUUCGUCUCGACAUGGUAUCUGCUACGACUAUGGGCUGCGUGAAGUCAACCAGAGUCUCUCUUCUCCUGUUGUGCUUUCUACUGAAUGUAGCGGAUUAUUCAAGCUUGGCCUGUGAGGGAUGCAGCCUGAGACUGAACAAGUUUUUUGCUCACUAUGGGUCAAUCUACCAGUGCAUGGGUUGCUGCUUCUCUCGAGCGUACCCCACCCCUCAAUCAGCCCUGGAGACCAUGUCAGUCAAGAAGAACAUCACUUCAGAGGCAUGGUGCUGUGUUGCAAAGCACAGCUACGAGAUAGUUUUAGGAGGUGAAAUAACAGUGAGAAACCACACAGCGUGUCACUGCAGCACCUGCUAUUACCAUAAGGUGAUUUGAAACGUGGACGACUUGCAGCCAUCUACUCAGCCCUGCUCCUUGGAAAUGCACAAACCUUUCUCUAUUGUGGACUUCAAGUGUUUUUUGUUCGUCUUUCUUUAUUUUGUGAUGUGAAACUAGCCUUCAUGUUAGCAUUGAAAACUGUGUAUCUCUAACUAAGAACUUUAACGUGUAAUUAAAAAAGUGCACCAAGAGGUCCGAAGAUAAUGUGUUUUAUUCCUGGCUAAAUAUUUAAUGUUGUUGUCUUUUGAAACAAGGUCAUUGAAGUGAUUUAUGUGAUUACCACCUUUGUUAUUUAAUGCAUUUCUUCUCUGAGAAUGAAAUAAAUACUUUAACAAUCCCCAAAUGUAAUGUAAAAGAGAACUUUUGAAGCGUAUUUACCCUACAAAAAAAAAGGGUGUUCA